This is a messenger RNA of Callorhinchus milii (elephant shark), 685 nucleotides long. Its product is annotated as dynein light chain Tctex-type 1. The transcript has 5 exons. Gene Ontology annotation, molecular function: dynein intermediate chain binding. NCBI's taxonomy places the organism in Eukaryota, Metazoa, Chordata, Chondrichthyes, Chimaeriformes, Callorhinchidae. Bases 78 to 419 code for a protein of 113 amino acids. Gene Ontology annotation, cellular component: cytoplasmic dynein complex; cytoplasm. The record is from RefSeq and is a predicted model, not a curated record. Gene Ontology annotation, biological process: microtubule-based movement.
CGCCUCCGGCAUUGUUUGUGGUUUAAAUCUGGGCCGUUAGUGAGAGGAGAGUGCGCGUGCGCGGAGCGGCCACAGACAUGGACGAGUUUCAGAGCGGAGAAGAGACUGAAUUUGUUGUAGAUGAAGUGAGUGCCAUUAUUAAAGAGUCCAUAGAGACUGCAAUCGGUGGGAAUUCAUACCAACCUAGCAGGGUGAACCACUGGACAUCAACCGUAGUGGAAAUGUGUCUGAGUCAACUGACAAAAUUGAACAAACCCUUUAAGUAUAUUGUGACUUCGGCAAUAAUGCAGAAGAAUGGAGCUGGACUGCACACUGCUAGUUCCUGUUUCUGGGAUAAUAAUGGUGAUGGGAGCUGCACUGUGAGAUGGGAGAAUAAGACUAUGUACUGCCUGGUCAGUGUCUUUGGGCUAACUAUCUAAAUCCUGGAUUCUGGCUGCAUUAUAUCCUUGAUAUUUAACCCAUCUAUCCUUCCCUAAAAGACCUGGACUGUGAAGCACUUGAUUGCUGCUUUUAUUACUAUCCUUAUUUUUAAAUAUUCUAACAGUGUCCAAUUCAACAUGGAGUGUCUUGUUCCUAUUUGUUUUGCAUAAGCAUCCAUUCCAUCUACUCGUGAAGAAACAUAGUUGUUGUAACCUUUCAUGUUUUGUGUUAAAACAUUAAAAUAAACUUGUUUCAUUUGAACUAA